AUGACUUCCACAACAUCGACAAAAUCGGAAUUUGAUACGUCUUUAUGGACGGACGACCAGGAGUCGGCCCUCCUCCAAGCCAUUGUCCGCUGGAAGCCAGUGGGAAUGCACAAACACUUUCGUAUGAUUGCAAUCAGAGAGAGUCUACUGAACCAGGGCGUGAUCAACCCUGAAGACUCCCAUACAUCCAUGGCAGGAAUCUGGCGGAAACUCGAGACUUUGUACGACCUUGCGAAACUAGAUGAGCGUGAAGACUCCAUCAUUGACGGCCUCGAAGAUGGGACAAAGGGUCAGUCAUAUUGGCGAGAAUUUGAACUACCGCGCGAAGAUUUUGAGGAGAUGAUGUGGCAGAGACGGCUGUGUCCAGAUGGGAUGUCUAGUCCCGCUGUCUCCAGAAGAGAGAGCACGGUCGCAGACACGGAUGAACCACGGUCGUCACCAGUUCCGGGCCCCACGAGAGGAUCCACGAGAGCAACUCGAGGAGGAAGACGCGGAGGACGAUUGUCACGUCUACAGAACGAAAUUGAAACGGAUAGGUCGAGUCGCAGGACAAGCAAGGCGGCCAGUGUUGCAGAAGAUCAAGCCACGGAGGAUGCUGACGAGGAAGAGGAAGAUCAAGAGAGUGAAGCGGAAGAAGAAGAAGAGGAAGAAGAGAGCGAGGGGCCUGAAGAGGGAGAGAAAAAGAACCCCGCAAAGAGAACUCGUCGGGGUGGCAGGAGAAGUCGAGGAAGACGUGGACGGCGAAGAUGA
Capronia coronata CBS 617.96 is the source of this 750-nucleotide messenger RNA. RefSeq names its product MRG-binding protein. Bases 1 to 750 code for a protein of 249 amino acids. Gene Ontology annotation, biological process: regulation of transcription by RNA polymerase II. NCBI's taxonomy places the organism in Eukaryota, Fungi, Ascomycota, Eurotiomycetes, Chaetothyriales, Herpotrichiellaceae. Gene Ontology annotation, cellular component: NuA4 histone acetyltransferase complex; nucleus. The record is from RefSeq and is a predicted model, not a curated record. The transcript has a single exon.